Camelina sativa (false flax) is the source of this 558-nucleotide messenger RNA. Lineage: Eukaryota; Viridiplantae; Streptophyta; Magnoliopsida; Brassicales; Brassicaceae. The record is from RefSeq and is a predicted model, not a curated record.
AUGGAUAGGAUCAGCAACCUAGCAGACGAGAUUAUUUGCCACAUCGGGUCUUUCCUUUCGGCGAAAGAGGCGGCGUUCACGGCACUUCUCUCAAAGAGGUGGAGGAAUUUGUUUGAAAACCUAUUUCAUUUAUCAAUCACAGCUGAAGGAAACAUCAUCUGUUGGAACUGUUUGCAAGUUCUCCUAAAGAAAUCUCCAAAUCUAAAGGCUCUCACCAUCAAGGCAAGUGUGCACUAUAAGGAUGAUGAUCGUUUGGAUGAUGAAUCUGUUUGCGAAUGCUUGCUGAAGGGGUUUUCUUUCCUAUCGUUCUGCUAUAUUGAGGUAAUAAAGAUAACAGAGUUUAAAGGAGACAGAGAAAAGAUGGUGCAAAUAAAGCACAUGUUGGAGAAAUUGCCGUGUCUUAAACUUUUGGAAGUUCAUCUUAAGCCAAGAAGAGAUGACGUAAAGCUAAUUCAGAUCAUGGCGGAUCUCCUUAUGAUUCCGAGAAGUUCGUCCAAAUGUACAAUUAAGCUGUUCCAUCGAACAGAAAAUCUUAUGAACAUAAACGAGCAUAUCUGA